This is a messenger RNA of Dendrobium catenatum, 1422 nucleotides long. Its product is annotated as putative disease resistance protein RGA3. Lineage: Eukaryota; Viridiplantae; Streptophyta; Magnoliopsida; Asparagales; Orchidaceae. The transcript has 3 exons. The record is from RefSeq and is a predicted model, not a curated record. Gene Ontology annotation, biological process: defense response to other organism. Gene Ontology annotation, molecular function: ADP binding; protein binding. The coding region runs from base 1 to 1422 and encodes 473 amino acids.
AUGCCGGCGGUUAAAGAGGCCUUCGUGUGUUCGCUUAACCGCCGGCUAGCGUCGGUAAACUGCCGGUUAUUUUACCGACGGCGCCCGGCGGUUAACGCCGACGAUAUUACCGGCGGGCUUUCACCGGAUAACCGCCGAUUAGAGGGCUUGGAGGAAGAUCAGUGUUUGCAGCUCCUCAACUCUCAUGCAUUUGCUGAUGUGGAGAAUCCUAAUGAUUAUAAAAGAUUAAGAUUCAUUGCUGGAGAGAUUGUUAAAAAGCUUUCAGGAUCUCCAUUGGCUGCAAAGGUCAUCGGUGGUGUUUUGAAUUCUAGCUUGGAUGAAAGACAUUGGACAAAAGUUUUAAAUGGUGAUUUUUUAAGUCCAAAUUUGGGUCAUGAUGGCAUCUUUGUCAUUUUAAGAUUGAGCUAUAUGUUCCUACCAAAACAUCUACAAAAUUGUUUCGCAUUUUGUUCUAUAUUUCGACAAGAUUACAUGUUUGAUAAAGAUGAUUUAGUUCAAAUGUGGAUUGCAUUGGGUUUCAUUCAACAACCUCAUGAUCAAGAAUGGACUAUGGAGGAUAUUGGAGGAAUGUAUUUUGAUGUUUUGGUUAAAAAAUCUUUCUUUGAUCAGUUUGGACAUUACUACAAAAUGCAUGAUUUAAUACAUGAAUUGGCACAAUCAAUUUCCAUACAGGAAUGUUUAAGAGUUGAGGAUAGUACAAACUUGUCUUCUAUAAUUCCUAAGACUCUUCGACACUUGUUUGUUCAAACUACAAAUCCAGACAUCAUAAAAAAGAUUGGGCAGUUUAAAUAUUUGCAUUCACUUUUCUUGUUCGAUGAAGCUUCUAAUCAGGAUAUCAGCGCACUUAUCAAAAUAUUCAAAACAUGGAGAAGCCUACGCUUAUUAUACAUACAUGCUUCAACAAACUUGAAAAUGAUACCAGAGGAGAUUGGAAAUUUGAUACAUCUUCGAUACUUAAAGAUUGAUGGUAAUUGUAAAUUGAUCAUGCUGCCAAGUUCUCUAAGUAAUCUCUAUCACUUGGAAUACAUAAUCUGUGAAGAGAGUGUGGGGCUAAGCCAACCUAAUAUUUAUGAUUUUUUACCAAGUAACUUUAAUAACCUUUCAAACUUGCGUUACAUGAAAUUCCGCCAUAAUUAUAUUUCAUCGAUAUGUGGGAUUGGGAAGCUAAAGUCUCUUCAAAAUUUGAAUAUGUUUGAUCUUAGAGAUGUGAGUGGUUAUAGAAUUGGGGAGCUGGAGAAUAUGAAUGAUCUUUGCUCUUUAACCGCCGGCAUACCGUCGUUUACGCUGCCGGAAAACCGCCGCCUAACAGAACCGCCGGUAAAAGUUUCCUACGCCAAUUAUACCGGUGGCGUAAAAACCGCCGAGAAACCGUCGGUAAAAUUUAAAACCGCCGGUUUUGCCUUCCUAACCGCCGGUUUUUGA